This is a messenger RNA of Trichoderma asperellum CBS 433.97, 1925 nucleotides long. RefSeq lists its product as uncharacterized. Lineage: Eukaryota; Fungi; Ascomycota; Sordariomycetes; Hypocreales; Hypocreaceae. The record is from RefSeq and is a predicted model, not a curated record.
AUGGGCCAACCACGAACUUCCAAAGCGAAGAGCAGUAAAGGUCGAAGAGGCUCAAAGAAAGAUGUUGUAGUGCCGUCCAAACCUCUUCCUGUGACACUCUUAUCUGGCUUCUUGGGCGCGGGCAAGACUACACUCCUACAGCAUAUCUUGCGAAGCAAUCAUGGCCUUCGCAUAGCCGUCAUUGUGAACGACAUUGGAGCAAUCAAUGUCGAUGCCUCUCUCAUCAAAAGCACACAUCGUCUUACCAAGACUGAAGAAAAAGUCAUCGCGCUCCAAAACGGGUGCAUCUGCUGUACACUGAGAGGAGACUUGUUGGAAGAGCUUGUGCGUUUGUCCCAGCUACAACAGUUCGACUACAUCAUCAUUGAGAGCAGUGGUAUUAGCGAACCGGAACAGGUUGCCGAGACUUUUGAUUCGCGCUUGGCGGAACAGAUGAGUCUGAUGACCGAGGGCGAGGGUACGGCUGGCUUAGAUGAGGACAUGGUCAAAGUAUUGAACCAGCUGAAGCAAGCUGGUGGACUUGAUAAGUUUGCUCGCUUGGAUACCACGGUGACAGUCAUUGAUGCCUUCACUAUGCUCAAUGACUUUGAUACGGCGGAUUUGUUAUCUGGUCGAAGAGACGAUGUUACUCCAGAAGAUGAGAGAACUGUAUCGGACCUCAUGGUUGACCAGAUUGAGUUUGCUGAUGUGAUUAUCUUGAACAAGAUCGAUAUGGUAAACGAUGAGGUCAAGGCCAAAAUCCUUGAUCUCGUUAAGCAGCUAAACCAUCGCGCCAAGAUCUUGGAGUCCAAGUAUGGCAAAGUGGAUGUCAAAGAGCUAGUCAACACUGGGCUCUUCAAACUUGAAGUUGCACAAUCAGGGUAUGGUUGGCUGCAGGAUCUGCAUGCCAUGACUGUUCGCGAGGUCAAUGGCAAGAAUGUUGUGACGCCUAAGCCUGAGACUGAAGAGUAUAAUGUUCAAAGCUUUAUUUAUACUCGAUACCGACCAUUUCACCCGAGAAAACUAUAUGCUCUGGUGUACGAUAAGUUUAUCCUGCAGAUGGAACACCCUGAUGAGGAGGAAGAUGACGAUGGCGAAGAGGAUGGUGAAGAACAAGAAGGAUCAGAUACCGAGGAUGCUGAGAUGGUAGACUACGAGGAUAUCACAAGCAUUGAGUCUUCCUCAGGAGACAUCACCGAGCAACUUUCUUCAUCAUCUCCCUCUCAUGCCCCUUCAACUCCUGCAACCGCUCCGUCUCUUCACGAUGACAGCAAAGACAGCAAUUCUAUGGAGCUCGACAUGGUUAUGCCCUCGAAUGAAGCUAUUCUAGCCAACAAGAGGGCUCAUCCAACACUGGCUCGGCUCUUCCGUUCCAAAGGCGAGUAUUUCCUCGCUACGAGACCACAUCGCGCGGGCGAAUGGUCUCAAGCCGGUGCCAUGCUCACUCUCACCGGCGGGCGAGCUUGGUUCUGCACCUUGCCCGCUGAGGAAUACACCACAGGAAGCGAGGAUGUCGAUGCCUUGGUCAAGCAUGACAUUGCCAAGGGGGGAGAGUGGGGAGACCGACGGCAGGAGAUUGUGUUUAUCGGAGAGGGCCUGGAUCAUGAUGGCUUGGAGCAGAUGCUUGAUGCGUGUCUGCUUACGGAUGAUGAGUAUGAGAGCUGGAAAGGGGUCAUGAGGAAAGACGGCAUAGAGGAGGAAGAAAGGAGAGAAAUGCUAGAGGAGCUGUUUGAGGAUGGGUUUCCGGAUUGGGCAGGGGAUGACGAGGAGGAGGGCCACGAGGGACAUGGCCACUGAUUGAUAAGACGGAAUCUGGUAAUUUGAGUUUGUGUGGAAUCAUUAAAAAUCAGGUAAACAAUAUGGGCAUGGAUCAUAUCGCAAGAUUGAUGAUGGAGACGUGGUUACAUCCAUCUGGGGAGACUUCUAGAAUGAUGGAGCUGAGGUCG